CACAGCAGGGAGACUUCUGCCGACCCAACACCGUUUUAUCCUCCGGUGGGUUAAUCGAGUGAGAAUGUUUGAGCUCGGGAGUCGACUGGCCCACAUGUUCCUCUCCUCGGGCCCCGAAGACCCCGGCGGUUCUGUAAAGAACACCGGACUAUCAGCUUCACCUGCUGCUCUGGAGCUGGCAAAAAGCAAUCAGGAGAAGAUUCCUACUUUAGAACAAUUUCUGCAACAUGUACGAAAGCUCAGUGCACUGAAGAAAGAAGACGUUUUCUGUAACCUCCGUGUCCCAAACCAGUUUCAGACAUCACGACAGGAGAUUAACCUCAUUAUUCUCACAGGUGCUGCUGUGUACUGUAUAGACAUAAAGCCAUGGAGAGGAGUGGUUUCUGCUCCCAUUCCCAACAUGUGGCGCAUUGAAGUGAAAGAGGAGGAGCAGAACUUUACAAACACGUCCAUUCAGCAGAUCCCAGACCCCCUGCAGUCCAUCACGAUGAAGACCAAGGAACUGUGCAGCCACAUGCAACGAUGCGGUGUGAACAUCAAGCCCACGUUCUUUCAACCGAGAAUCCUUUUCCUCUCACCCCACUGUCAGCUUAAUAAGGAGCUGAGGAAGAAGAAGGAGCUGAUCCCUCAUGAUGACAUGGAGACGUUUCUGAGCUCACUCAGGGAGGGUUACAUCGCCUGGAUCACAGACGCCAUUACACCCUCGUGGAUCACGGGUCAUCUGUCAUUCAGGCAGUUGGGGGCGAUGCGAGACGUGCUGGGACAGUUGGGGACGUGGGACGUGGUGCAGCUGAGCAGCGGCGCUGAGCUGAAGGGUGAUUUUCAGGGUUGCCAGCACCUCGCUCUCGACAGACAGGAAACAGAGCUGCUGGAGUUCAGCGGGGGGCGGAGCUUAAGUACUGAGACGUUGUGGGCUCUGCUGGGACACACCCGACAGGUGACAGUGAGGAUGUACAAGCGAGGAGCUCACAGCUGGUUGGGAAAACCUCUCAGCGGGACGACCACCAUCCCAUCGAACACAGACAUCAUGUUCCGCAUCAGCGGUGAUGACAAAGACGCCAAGAUCCCAGCUAACAGCAUCCACACUAUCCUACUUAGCAUCUAGAGAGAAAGAGAGAAAGAGAGAGAGAGAUCUCAUAGUGGUGAACGUUAGCAAACAUAACGACUUCACAUUAUUGUAAAUUAACUCUUAACUGUAUUUCAUGUGAUUAGUCAAGUCAGGCAGAAUGUUAUAUUGUGCUAUUCUCCAUUUCUAAGAAAUUGUUUAAUUUAUUAACAAAAUA
Messenger RNA from Clarias gariepinus (North African catfish), 1283 nucleotides. RefSeq lists its product as uncharacterized. The record is from RefSeq and is a predicted model, not a curated record. The transcript is spliced from 7 exons. Lineage: Eukaryota; Metazoa; Chordata; Actinopteri; Siluriformes; Clariidae. The coding region runs from base 65 to 1105 and encodes 346 amino acids.